UGGUCUGUAACACGGAUAACGGAGGUUAGUGUCGGCUGAUAGCAGUGUAUAUAUUUGCAAUAUAGUGUUUCUCAAAUUAUGUGCCGCCACAUUAAAUUUUGAGUUGAAGAAUAUAUCACAGUGAUUUAUAAAGUGUGGUAAUAGCAGUGAGAUAUUAUUCAGAUUUGUGUUGUGAUUUCGUCGGCACGUGAUGGCUCUGAAGAACCCCAGUUUCACGUUCAGUUUUGCUGUUUUCUCUGGCUGUACCAAACCACUUAUCGAAGAGGGUAAGAAAAAUGGAUCCAUUGAGAGGUACACAGAAAAGCACUAGGAGGGAACCGGCUGAAAGGAAUUCGUUGCUCGAACUUCGGUCCAAACGCUAACUGCUCUCACAUUCGACGCUCUGCAUGCUGCAACUUCGACCAGAAUCUUCAAAGUUCUUCUUUGCCUUCAACAUUUUAAUAUAGGAGGAUGGUUUGUGUAUCAAACCUACAAAACAAAAUACAUGCUGGGUCAGACAGUGAAGACAGAUGUUAUUGAUCACAGGAAGAAAGCAGAUUAUAUAUAUAUCAAUGAUCCUCAGUUCCAGUUGCUGUAUGAGAAAAAGCGGGCAUAUGAUCAGGAGAGGAGCACAAAGCAAAAACUGUCCUGGUUUCCAUCCUUUCUGAAGUUUUGGAGGUCACUGGAGCAAUCAUACUCAUGGCAGUUAAUAGCAAUGGCACAAACUGGAGACAGAAAUGACAGAUUGAAGGCUGUUCAGCUGCUUGCUAAACUGAAGAGCAUGAAAGAUUGGGACUACCAACAUGUGGCCCAAAUGUGUGAUGCUCGUACAGCAGUGGGGCUUGCUCGCACAGAGGGAAUAGACUUGCGGUUUUUCCUGAAACCCCCUUAUUGGCACUUAUCUCCAACCAAAGAGGCGUUAAUGGGCAAUAUGUACAGUCUUCUCCAUUCUUUGAAUGAUGUGAAGAAGCACCCCUGCAUCACAUUCUUCCUUACAAAGGCAUUCCCUAAGAUACAGUACAGACAUAUUGUUUUUGAUAUCGAUCUCGCUACCACGGAGGUCCCACAGGCGCGCAUCAGAAAGGAUGAUAUUCUUCCUCUCAGUAUUGAAAGUCUGUUACACCAUUCCAGUAUUGAGGAUAAUGCAAAAGACAUUGUCAGUUUGGGUGGAUUACCAUUGAUUGUGAAUUUGUGCCGGCAUUUUGAGGAUGAUACCGAUGUUACCAUCAAGUUGGUUAACCUGCUGGCCAACAUCUCUGUGCAGGAUGGUAUGCUUCAUCACUUUUUUGUUACAGGUUGUAUUGGGCUUCUGGCUCAGUGGAAACAGCAUCCCGAUAUCCGACUCUCUGUACCAGCCACUCGUGCAUUGGCCAACCUAGACAUGGAUGACACACCUGAAAUUAAGUUUUCAUCACACCUGCAUUUACUUCAUCCUACCAUGCGCCAUGUUGAUUUACCAAAACUUGAUGUUGUAUUCAUUCACGGCCUCCUCGGUGGAGUGUUCUUUACAUGGCGCCAGCGAGGUCAUGAACACACAAGUCCAAGCAUCUUACAAAAAAGCAGCAGCUCUAAAGGUGGAAGAGACAUAGGCUGCAAUAUAAGUGAUGAGCGGAUGAAGGAAUAUCUGGGAGAUGUGACUGAGUUCAAGCAGGAUGAAUGGGACAUGUUAGGGUCAGAUUUUGAAGUGGUUCUCUCAGACUGCCCAGAGAAUGCAAAUGUUGAGGGUAAAGGACCAUAUUCGUAUAGUGGUUGUCAUCCUUCUGUUCGACAAUCACUGGAGGACCGCAAGACAUUCUCAAUGUGCUGGCCACAUGACUGGCUCCCACAGGACUGUCAUCACUUGCGCAUCAUUGGUGUGAACUAUGAUAGCAAUUUGUCCAUGUGGACUAACAUAUGUCCUGUUGAGAGCAUCACGAGGAACUUGGAAUAUCGCAGCAAGGAAUUGAUGAAGAAACUAACACAGGCUGGUCUUGGCUCACGACCUAUUGUGUGGGUUGCCCACUCUAUGGGUGGACUUCUUGUCAAGUCCAUGCUAACCAAAGCAUCCAAGGAUGGGGAUGAGCAAAUGCGUGGAUUGUGCGACAACACCAAGGCAGUGGUGUUCUAUAGUGUGCCCCACCGAGGCUCACCACUUGUUUAUCUGACACAAGUUGCUCAGCUGCUUUGGUGGCCAUCAGUGGAAGUGCGGGAACUACGAGAGAAUUAUCCAGCACUACUCUGUCUGCAUACUGAGUUUCUGAACUUGGUGGAGAAGGCAAAUAUUGAAGUAAUCAGUUUUGCUGAAACUAAGCCCACACAUAUCUCAUCCCUCCAUCUGCAGCUUAAGUUUGUGCCCACUGAAUCAGCGAAUCCUGGCGUUGGUGAGUUCUUUGAAAUACCGCAAGAUCAUUUCCACAUCUGCAAACCAAACAGUCGACAAUCAUUCCUGUACCAGAAACUGCUGCAUCUAAUUCAGAAGUAUCUACCAGCAGAUGAGUAACCUGGGCUGAUUUUUGUUACAUCUGACUUUGUAACUACUGUACAGGUUGUUAUAUUUUACUGUAUUAAACCAUAUUUGUUGUACUGAUAAAUGAGUUCACUCUG
Molecule: messenger RNA, 2562 nt
Organism: Cryptotermes secundus
Lineage: Eukaryota; Metazoa; Arthropoda; Insecta; Blattodea; Kalotermitidae
Product: protein SERAC1
Exons: 17
Coding region: 485-2458 (657 amino acids)
Source: RefSeq, a predicted model, not a curated record